AUGAAGCUGAUCCGAGGCAGAUUUAUCCUGGAAGGUCUCCUGACAGUAGUGUGCGCGGUCCUGGCCUUCUUCGUGAUCUGGGAUGAGCCAUCGACCGCGACGUUUCUGUCGGACAGGGAAAAGGCCAUCAUCAUCGACCUGUUGGCGGACUCGCGAGCGAGCUCUAGCGAAGGCCAGCUGGAAGAGAAGAGUGCUUUCGACUGGAAACAAUUCUUGGCAGCAGUUCUAGACUGGCAAACAUGGAUGCACGCCAUCAGCUACUGGGGAGCGGCGGUAGCUGUGUAUGCACUCUCGCUGUUCCUCCCGACAAUUAUAAAAGGCCUGGGAUAUAGUUCCGCCAUCGCGCAGCUGCUGACCAUCCCCGUCUACGCCGCUGCCUCCAUAGCGUGCAUUGCUGUGGGCUACUUCUCAGACCGGAUGGGCCAGAGGAGUCUCUUCACGCUUGUCUGCUAUGGCGCUGUAUUUGUUGGCUUCCUCAUCGCCGUUGCCCCCAGUCGAUUCAUUCCAGGCUUGACGUACGCAGGAUGCUUUAUCGCUGCCAGUGGCAGCUACCCAGCUAUACCGGGCCUCCUAGCCCUGUCGUCCAACAAUUACGCACCGGCUACGAAACGCGCUGUCGGAAUGGCGAUUCAGAUUGGGCUUGGGAGUUUAGGAGGCGCGGCGGCGUCCAAUUUCUACAAGAAAACAGACGCCCCCAGGUAUCGCCUGGGACACUCCCUGGUGCUGGCCUUUGUGGCAUUGGGCUUCCUGACCGUGGUCCUCUACUAUUUCCUGUGUCGGAGGAUCAAUGCUAAACGCGACCGUGGAGAAGCAACGGCCAGCCAGAACCCGGAUGGGAUAUUCGAAAUGGGCGACAAGGCACCGACUUUCCGCUAUAAUCUGUAA
Penicillium crustosum is the source of this 885-nucleotide messenger RNA. RefSeq lists its product as uncharacterized. NCBI's taxonomy places the organism in Eukaryota, Fungi, Ascomycota, Eurotiomycetes, Eurotiales, Aspergillaceae. Gene Ontology annotation, cellular component: membrane. Gene Ontology annotation, biological process: transmembrane transport. Bases 1 to 885 code for a protein of 294 amino acids. The transcript is spliced from 4 exons. The record is from RefSeq and is a predicted model, not a curated record. Gene Ontology annotation, molecular function: transmembrane transporter activity.